GGAAACAAAACCUAAAUCAUUGCUGUAGGAGCUCCACUUUAAAUUGGUAUCUUUCCAUAAGAAAGAGGACAUCCAAGUCAAUCACCAUGUUCCAAGAACGGCUUCGGCCAUCCGCAUCUGCGGGUACCGCAGGAAAUGCGAAGCCCUUACCAACCCUGCUAUCCUUCGCGUCACCUCAGUCCCCAUCUAGUACCAAAGGUCGGGGAGGAGGAUUGAGGAGUUCGCCAUCGAAAAAGAUUCAGAUUCAGAUUGCUGAAGGUGGGACGACGCCUACUUCUGCAAGAGGAGCAGAUGGCAACAUGAAUGGAGACGAACAAUACAAUCAGACGAUGUACACAGCACGUGGAACCUCUACGCCUAAGAAAAAAGCCAGUGUCAAAUUCGAAAAUGACCGAUUGCGUCGCACAAGUCAGUUGCCGGGGAAGAUUAUGCUUGGAUUGUUUGAUGAGAAAGAGGAGUCUAGAGCAACGCUAAUGUAGUUCUUAUAGGUAAAUUUUGCGAUUUCAGCGAGCGUGGCAAGGGCAGUCUUGUUAUUCUCGUCCUCACUUCAUCCUCUAAUGACCAAUUCGCACUGCUGCUCCAGACACCAGACACGAAGCCAGUCCCUCCAGCGCCCGAACCGACUCCCGCACUGGGACAAGAUCUCAUGUUAGCCGAUGAGCGGCAACUGGAAUUCGCUACCGCAGUGUUGUCUCCGUCACUGCUAGCUGAUUGGAAGGAUAUCGAUGUUGGGAUGGGGAAUAUGACGCCUUCUGGCUCAUCGGCAUCUUCGAAAUCGAAUCAUGCUGUUCAACAUAACGCUUUCAAGAAAACUCUCGACGAUGAUGAUGCUCGUUUGUCUCCGAACAUUGAAGAUGAAGAUGAAGGCGUAGGUGUAGAACAGGCUGAGGACGCAGAACGUGAGCGAAUGGCUCACCAAAUCUCUAGACUUUCGACGCAUGUGAACAGCACUUCCUCCCUGAUGGAAGUGCCGUUUGAUUUGCCGGAGCAACCUCGUGAUGCGUCGCGAAUGAAACCGACUGCAGGUGGAGCGGAUGAUGCGGCUGGUAAGCAUUUUAGGAGUUUUGUCUGGACUUGUUGCGAUACAUAUGUACUUAUGUUCGUCUUGUCGUCUUGUCGUCCAUUCAGUCUGACAGAAUUAUCUGUCGUCCUCACAAUGACUGUCGUACGAUAAUUUUACAUUAGACUUCUUCUAUCAACUACAACGUCACCACCAGGCAUCGCCCCCAUCAACCGCACUAUCUCCCACAAACGAUCUUCUCUCAAACGCGAUUUCGGUUCUCCGAUGUCCCGCAGUGUCAGCAAGAAGAAACGUGUGUCUUUCUGCAGUCUGGAGUUACCUCCAGAUUAAGGCUACCGCUAACGCAUCCUCAAGGUUAUAUAUUCUGGGCCUUUUUUCCCCUAGUCUCCUUUCGCCAAUCGGAGCUGGGAGGUGGGACGCCAGGGGCUGAAGCAUCCCGUGUUUAGCUAAAUUAUAACUAGUUUACUUUCUCUUCUUUUAACCUCGCCUCUGCUUCUUCGCUGUACGAGUGUUGAGAGUGAGUGAGCACACUACAGCUGUCGCCCGCAACCUCUUGGUUCUGUACUUGCUCGAAGAUCAGGGACAACGACGGACAACUUCUCUCUUAUAUAUUUGAAAAAGAAGCCAAGUAGAAUGACUUCAGGGACUCGAACGUGGUAGCUCUAACCUGAACACAUUGUGGAAUCACAGAAUGUGAAUGUGAAUCGACCGCGUGCGAACGCUCAUGGUCGAAAUUCGAGUCUGUAUGGGGACGAUUUGGGAAGAAGCUUGUCGGACUUCGCGACAGCGGGAAGCAGCAAGAAAACGUCGUUUAUUUCGUCGGAUGCGGGUGAUAGGGUAUGGCAGGUGUAGAUGGAUAAGAAGUGAGUGGAUAAGUGAAGAGAAUCAUGUAUGUGACUAGAAAAUACCAUAAGAAUGAGAUGAAGUUCAAGUUAUUGUAGUGUUCGUGUACAGCAUUGCUUCCAGGAUCUUGUAGUAAUCCAACUUCUAGUAUUAAGGAAAGAAGACACCUUCUAGACACCGUGUUGUGAUCCAAGAACACAGCACGUUCCUUUCAUUCCACGACCAAGACGCCGACCACAGUAACGAAGACAAUAUUUUGGAUGAGGAGGUGCUGCGGAAGUCUCCAGAUUUGAGCCGCAUCUCAGGGAUCGAUCGAGACGGGGAAACGUUUCUAUUCGAAGAUGAAGAAGGCGAGCCUUAUGCGCCAAUCGAUGGAGAAGAGCACGGGGACCAGGAUAAUAAUAAUUGUAAUUCGUCAUCUAGUUCUUGUACAGAAGUGCACAUGGACAUGCACAAGUACUCAACCGCAGCACAAGACCGACUCCAACAGCGGGUGAAUCAUCUUGUGAAGACGCUGAGUACUGCGUCGUCUGUGGUGAUUGAUGAAGAGCGGGACGAUGCAGAGACCGUGAACAAGACGAACACAAGAACUUCUACUGCCCAAAAUGCUAACGCUAGGAGUGCCAGUGCCAGUAAAAAAGCGUCUCGUCUUCGCGCACCUACCAAGGUCCCCGACUUCGUUUCUACACAGAUGUCUCGUGCUAGCCAACAAGACCUCGCAUGCACUCUGCAACUUCUCAACGCACUCGAGAAAAAGCUGGAGAACAUCGAUAAAACAUCCACAUCUUCCAUCUCGAGUGGUGACCACAAGGAUGUCGAAGUAGAUGACAACAUGAAGAACAUGAGUUUUGACGAAGAGGAUUUUGGACUACAUUUCGAAGAAAUUGCGCCGUUGCCAAGUAUGAUUGAGAAAGUGAUGGACGGGGACGGAGACGAGGACGCACAAUCUGCACGAUCUUCUCCAUAUGACGCGAUGGUUGGAGUAGAUGAGAUUCAUUUGGUCGCGCCUAGGAACACACGCGCAUCUGGGUUUCUAGAUGCACCCGAGAAACAACUACAAGGAGGACAAUCGACUCAGUCUCAGUCAGAGUCUCUUCUUCCAUCGGCAGCGAAACAAGCACAAUCACAGCUAGAGAAAGAUCAAGCAGAUGUAGACGAGCAUGUCCUAAAACCAGGCAUCUUCACUCUAGCCGACGACCUAUUGCUUAAACAAGGCAUGCUGGAACAAGGUCUAGUUCCUCCACGCCUCUCUGAUGCGCAAUUAGACCUUGAGGAAGAGUGGAGAUUGGAUUUUGAGCGUGCUACGUUGGACGACCGUUUCCUUCUAGAGGAGUCUCAAGAGCUGGACUUCAACCGCGUCCUCCGUUUGAGUAGAGCGGGAUUGAGCAAGGAUUUAGAACGUGACUUGGCUGCAGUGCAGGAACUGGAGGAAGAAUUGCGCAACAACUCUACCACAAAUGUAGGCGGGACUAGAAGCAUUCUUGCUUUAGAUGAUGGGAGCGAGAAGAAAGAGAAAGCAGACUUUCAAAAGAGUCUUGGUCUUCCUGGAGGUGAAGUAACCAUCAAGUCUACUUCGGGAGGAUUGCUGUUGCCAAGCUGCACAACUACAGAACCUAUAACUAACGCUCGUCUCAACGCGAAGAGUAUGACGAGUAAAAAUGGCAGUGCAGUUCCAGAUUACCGUUGUUUCGCAGGCACGCAAAUCUUGGAGUCUGGCGAUGAUUCCUGUGGAGGGCGCGGCAACCGUAGCCAGAGUCUCAGCCGCACUAUGAGCGGGAAACAGUACUUAGAAGAGCAGGCUUUGGCAACGCUAGAAGAAAAGAUGACGUCUUCUUCCUCGUGUGGAGGUUCUAUUAUGGGUAUGGGAGCAACACUGAGCUCCGGUGUGGGCAAUUUCGGCGUCGAUACACCGAGCAGGAAGCGAACGUCGCUUGCGGGUAUGCGACCUCCUGCGGACUUACGAGGCUUGUCCUUGUCUGCACAAAAAUCGUCAAGGAGCAAGAGUCCACCGCCAGAUGCUUUGCGUCGUCAGGUGUUUUCCUGCGAUCACAAGCGGGGACGGGAAGUGAGUGGAGUUUCUUCGGCAACGAGCAACCGAGAUGAAAGUGAAGAUGAGGGAGUCGAAGACGAGCCUCCGAUUGGCGGUGUUAGCACACAGAUUCCGACGAUGGUGUUGCAUCGCACGAGCAGUGGGGCUUCGUUUGUAGAGGAUAAGCAGGAGAUAGCACCAGAAUCAUUCAAAGAAGAUGUGUCCUUGAAGCAAGUUGCGCCCUCUGCUGAUAUUGUUGCGCCCACGCCUGGACCUGUUACCACAAGUACAACUGUGAGUAAUCCUACGAAGAUCGUGAUGGACAAGUCGAGUUUGACGUCGAUGCUGCAGAAUGCACAGCGUUCAAACCAUCUGAAACAUCUAGUAGUUGCGCCUCCAUCCACCGGCAUCCCGCGUGUGAGCCUUGUUCCUCCAGUCAAGCGCACGUUGCUGCAAUGGCACCCACAACUUCUGUCCACUGGUAAGGUCAGCGCGCCUAUUGGUCGUGGACGUACUCUUGGUGUUGCUAGUGCUGCACGGGCUCGCGGAAGAGAGGAGAUGACGGAAUGGCUACCCGAAAAGUGUAAUCUAGUAGAACAGGACGAAAUUGAAGUCGGAACGACAUGUGUCGCAAAAAGUCUUUGUGCAACUCCGCUUUUUCCAGCUCCAAUUUUCAGUAAAACCUUGAAGAUUCCUCUUGGGGGGAUGCUGAAGAACAAGACGGAGAUGAAGAAAGCCACUCAAGAUACUGAUGUCACUUCGAAAACGAACAUCAAGAACAUCAACAAUAUUAAGCAAGAGAACGCUGGUGCGACUACAACUUCUAAGCAGUACAAACAAGCUACUGCUCGCGAGAGCACAAUCAUGGCGGCAACUGCACCACUUGAUAUUCCCUCCUCUUCCAUGGAUGCUACAUCAACUACAGAAACGACUACAUCUACAAAGACUACGAUUGCAACCGGCCGUCGCUCACUCCCAACCUCUCCUAGCAAAUUUGAACCUCUUGCGCGCAAAGUAAGUCCAUUCGUCGUCUGUCAGCCUCUGCAAAUCCAUCCUCCGACGACCGCUCCGAGAUUCUUAGGGCAGAGCAAGCCGAUUGUGUGGCAUCGAAUGCCUAUGGUGCCACCAACGAUCAAUCUCAACGUGCAAGCCCGUGGUGGUCCUCCGACAACUAGAACUUUUUUGACUACUGCUAAGCCUCAAGAAGCUCAUCAACAUUGUACUGUGCUAGGACAGCCCACUCCGGUCGCUACUACCAAGGCGGGAGAGCAGGAGGCUAACAAAAGUGUUGCUACAGCAGGCGUAGAUGAUCCAACGUGUAUCGACCUUGCAGCUGCAGCUAGUACUAUUCGUACGAAAUCCUCGACUAGUUCUUUGCUUGGUGGUACAACGUCGAUGUUGCCGCCUCCGACACUCUUGGAAGAUAAGGAAGAAGACGACGAAGAACAAGAACAUGAUCGAAAAGAUGACGUACUACAACUAGAACAGGAAGAUGAACAUGAAUUGGCUACAUUUCGAGCACUCGAUACAUCCUCUCCUCCGACAGUGAAAAAAGAGACACCUACUUUGAAGCGGGGACGAUCGUCGCCUCCCUUGAGUCGUGUGGCUUCUGCGAAACUGGGUGUGCCAGCACACUUGGUGCGCUCGACUUCGAAUCAAACGAUGACGCCUGCAUCGGAAGUUCUGAAACAGUGUGGUGUAGCUGGUCUUGGAGAUCAUGUUGUUGACAACGGAGAUGAACUUACUGCAACAUCAGGCACGAAUAAAAAACGCUGCCGCAGUAGAACGACAGCUCAUGAUGUUAAAAACUACGUCAAUCAUCCUUUGAAAGAAGAUCAAGAUGAUGAAUCACUUAGUCAAGAUCAGCCUCCGCCAUUGACGAAAUCUGUAUCCAGAACUUCUACAAAUAAGUCUGUUUCCGUUGUCCGUCGACCUCCAUCUGCUCACCGUCGCGCACCCAGUCUGCGAUCUGAUGCGGUGGUAAAGUCAGUCGUUUCGCAACGGCGACAAGCGUCGAAUUGUACUAAAGCUGCAAAUGGAAAUGGGCGUGUGGGAUCACUUUCUGCUUCUCGUGAACGCAGUGUCGCAGCAGAGGAGGAAAGCCAAUCGUGUCAGGAUUUGCCAGGGACUUCGCGUUAUGCAGAACAAAAAGUCUUUGAUGAUGAACAACAUGAUCAUCAAGCAGAAGGUCAAGUUUUUGAUCAACUACAAGAUCAAGUGGCAGUUGUCGACAUGAAGCACGUACACAGUCUACUUCGCACCAAGGUGAAACGUCGCACUUCUCCGAGUGGGGGUUGUAUGAUCUCGUCUGAACAAGACGAGGAUAAUGAGCAGGACGAUGGAUCUUUUUACACUGCUAGAGGACAACCAGCUAACGCUACGGGCCACCCGUGGUCUCCAGAACAGGAUAUGAACAAUUCUCCCUGCGCUGAAGAUGAAGCAGUAGAUCAGCCACGCCGCCUAGUUGUAGGUAAAGUGCAAGUACCUGUAUUCGGAGCAGGAGGAGACACAGUUCAACAUUUAGAAGGGAAUGAUGUGCGUUUCGAGAAGAUGCCAAAGCGGCCGCAACAACCGCGACAACAGCAAGAAGAACUCUUCGACGAGAACCUGAUUAACUCGGUCGUACAAGAACUAGAGGAAAAACGGGAUGAUCCUAUGAAUGCCGACGAAUCCUUUGGUCCAGAGCACUUACUGCAACAUCUUUCACCUAAUACAACAGGAAAAGCUAAAAAUGCUUGUGCGUCUGCUGCUAAUAAGAAGACCAAUCAAAAUGAACAUGCAAGUGGAACAAACGCAAAUCCAAAGUUAACAGCUUCUUCUUCUCUCGUAGUGCUUCCGUCGCCGCAACAGCCGUUGAAGCUUGUUAAUCAGAACAAGGAUCACCAGGGCGAGAUGAAGGCUAAAGCGAUUAAGAUCAGUGAAAAUUGCAUGCAGCUUUGGAGACAGCGUCAGCAGGACGGUAUUCAGAUCUUGCCGAUGAAGGCUACUACGACUAGUGCCUCUGCGAAUAGCGAUAACACUAGACCAGCAUCAUCUCCGCGUACCGGCCGUAUCGUGAAGCCAGCGCAUUUGCCGAUGGCAGGAAAGGGAAAUGGGGGUGCCGGUUUGGAGGUAUUUCGAUGGGCUGCUGUGUAAACAACUCUUCACGAAUAUUAAGUUUCAGCUCGUGACUCGAUCUCUUGCUCUUCUCUAGAUAAACACAAAUGAUAGGGACGACAUCACUUAAGAUCGGGUUAAAAAGAACCCUGCCCACCUCCACAUCAGGUCACCGGAGUGCAAGUCUCAACAUACACGGGCGCCUCGACUGCUCCAGCUCCUCCUCCGCACAAGAUUAUGGCUUCUCCAGGGAUUGGUGUGAGUCUGGUUUCCCCUGUUGUCAGUCAACACGCAGUGUCCACGUGGGCUACAUCGACGCAAUUGAUCGCUGGUGGACCGAGAAAGCUCAACUCCAUGGCUAGGCAAGUUUGGGUACUAGGCUUUGUUGUGCUUAUUGCGUAAUUCUCUAACUUAAAAAAGUUCUUGAACACUUCCCUGUGCUCUAACUCCUUUUUCCUACCAACCCAAAUAAGAAGACAACUGCAGUCACAUCAACCAAUCACAGGAACAACCAAUGGCUCCUGGAGCUUUCUUUCCGUCGCAGCCACCGCUCAACGACUGUCGAACAGAUCCGAAGAAGGUGCAUCGCAUGCGAAGUGCACAUGCGUAGACUCGAUCGUGUUUAGAUGUAUCGUAGUUCAGUAAUCCUCAGAUUUAAGUGUUACUGUAAUUCGUGACUCAACUUGAUAAAUACGAAUGAGUGUAUGAACUGUUGAUUGUGUAGUUUAUGAAUUGUACCUUUACUGUGUUGAUACUAGUCGUUUCUUCUACCGUUUGUCAUGUGUUUCCGCAACGAAAUCUGUAUAUGUCAUCAUCUACUUUCUUUGUUAUCUUCAACUCCUUACUAUUACAAGCACGAGUACGCAGUUUCAUUAGCAUUGCCUAGUACGCAAUAUUAAUCGUUCUUAGCUAUUUUGCGCGAAAUUUUGUAUACUUUGUGGGAGGAGAAAUUUUAUACUAGGGCCUGAGGGAAGACGGUGCCAAGCACCAUGUCUUUUUAGAUGUACAAAUUUUUCGCGUAUCUAGGAUUGAAUUUUUUGCAGGGCGACGUGGAGGCGAUAUCCUCCAUAAGCUUGAGUCUAAAGUUUUUUUUCGGUGUCGCAAAAAAUCGCAGGUGCGACUAUCGAACAUGACGAACAUGAAGGUCCUUCGUGAAGGUCCUCACAAAGUUUUUGUUAUAGUGUUUUUGUACUAGUGCAUGAAUUUAUUAGAAAGCAGUAUCAGUUACAAUUAGUUUUUCAUCGAAGUUGAAGUAAAAGUAAUUUUGAUAUUUUUUGUGGCGUCCCAACACCGUGAAGUAUAUAUAAGUUUAAAUUUUGAAGCAUGUUGAUAGUACAUUGGUAGGUUUAUUCUCAUCAUAACCGGGGGUUCGAAGAACGCAUUAAUUAUAAGGCAAGUAGUUCUGUCAGCACAUAAAGAAGUGAAAAAGAACAUAGCAAAGACAUCAUAGGAGAUUCUGCUCUACAUCAUGUUGUCAAUAUACUACAAGCAGCACUACAUAAUUUACAAGAAGAAGAAUAAUUUUGAUCAUCAAUAAUUACAACCGGUUCUUGAUUAGCCACUCUAAAUGAUAAUGAACUACUAAUACGAAUACUCACUUAAUAUUAUGAAUUAAGAUACAUAGACACAUGAAUAGACAAAAUAAAGGAUCGCGACGAGUUGUGACGAAUUCGAUAAUCCACCCCAUAGAUACAUGAUUUUGUGCAUAGUCAUUGAUUCUACGAUGUCCUACUUGCCCACUCACGCGAUCACAGGCACACCUUGAGAAGAAAGAGACUCCUGUUGUCCAGAAUUGAAACGGAUACCGCUCUUUGUGAUGAUCAUGAUUUUUGUAUUAAUAAGACUAAGAGAACAAUUGAGCAGCCAGACUUUGAAGACACGCCGCAGAUGAAGUUUUCCACGCGUCUAGUUACAGCUAU
Messenger RNA from Amoebophrya sp. A25, 8908 nucleotides. The record is from the annotation of a GenBank genome assembly. NCBI's taxonomy places the organism in Eukaryota, Dinophyceae, Syndiniales, Amoebophryaceae.